AAGUUAUAAUCACACGUUUUUCAUCAAUAUUUUAAAGUAAUUUAAGCUACUAAUUAUUUUAUAUUAUCGAAAUUUAAUAUGCCCGCAAGUAUUUAAGCUAGCAACUAUAUGUUAGGUUUUUAGAAUACCCUGAAAGUUUGUAAUAAUGAAGCUGUUUUGUGCACUUUUAUCUCUUUUUGUUUUAAGUGCCGUGGCUUUACCGCUGGCAGAUGAAGAAACCGCUUCAUCAACGUCAGGUUCGGGUAGGGAAGAAUCAUCAAACACAAAUUCCGGUAGGGAAGAAUCAUCGAAUACAAGUUCAGGUAACGAAGAAUCAUCGAACACAAGUUCAGGUUCGGAAUCAUGUGAAAAGGACGGAAAACAACAAUUUGGAGAUAUGGAAAAAGGAUUUUAUGGAUAUGUUUGGCCGCAGGAUAAUAGCGGAGCUUUCGUAACUGGUGGGGAGCAAAUUUGGAGUGAAAAAGAACGUAGAGAAUAUAGAGAAAAAGAAGAGAAAUUCAGAGAAGAGCAGAUAAAAAGAGAAGAGAAAUUCAGAGAAGAGCAGAUAAAAAGAGAAGAGAAAGAAAGAGAAGAGUGGAGAAAAAUAGAAGAGAAAGAAAGAGAAGAGCAGAGAGAAAGAGAGAAAGAAAACGAAAGAGUUCGUAUGCUAACUUCAUUAGCUGUAGCUAAUGAUGCCGGAUCUAUAAUGAAAAAUCUCGCCUUUUUAAAUCUGUUGAAAAAUUCGCCGAAAAGUGUAGGAUACGGAAAACAGGACUUUGACAUCAACAAUAGGAAUCCUUCAUGUCAUUCUUCCAUGCUUCAGCCUGUAAUAAACCCAUACCAGAAUUUCGUCAUCAAUUUACCUUCUCUGUAACAUGUUAAAAAUGGUAUUUGAAUCACGUUAAUAAAACAGAUUAGAAAUAAA
Diorhabda carinulata is the source of this 904-nucleotide messenger RNA. RefSeq lists its product as uncharacterized. NCBI's taxonomy places the organism in Eukaryota, Metazoa, Arthropoda, Insecta, Coleoptera, Chrysomelidae. The coding region runs from base 146 to 853 and encodes 235 amino acids. The record is from RefSeq and is a predicted model, not a curated record. The transcript is spliced from 6 exons.